AUGGCAGAGCGCAUUGCCAAGUGCCUGGAAACUGGGGAAACUGUUGCAAUCAAGAAGCUCUUGCAGGAUAAGAGAUAUAAGAACCGUGAAUUGCAAACAAUGCGCCUUCUUGAUCACCCCAAUGUAGCCCCACUCAAGCACUGCUUCUUUUCAACUACAGACAAAGAUGAACUCUAUCUCAAUUUGGUUCUAGAAUAUGUUCCUGAGACUGUUUAUCGGGUAUCAAUACACUACAGCAAGGCAAAUCAGUGA
Molecule: messenger RNA, 252 nt
Organism: Ilex paraguariensis (yerba mate)
Lineage: Eukaryota; Viridiplantae; Streptophyta; Magnoliopsida; Aquifoliales; Aquifoliaceae
Source: the annotation of a GenBank genome assembly